Molecule: messenger RNA, 3960 nt
Organism: Solea senegalensis (Senegalese sole)
Lineage: Eukaryota; Metazoa; Chordata; Actinopteri; Pleuronectiformes; Soleidae
Gene: dtx2
Product: deltex 2, E3 ubiquitin ligase
Exons: 9
Coding region: 269-2212 (647 amino acids)
Biological process (GO): protein ubiquitination; Notch signaling pathway
Cellular component (GO): nucleoplasm
Molecular function (GO): ubiquitin protein ligase activity; zinc ion binding
Source: RefSeq, a predicted model, not a curated record
CGCACGGCCCGUGAAGGCAGCAGCAGUCUGUCAUGUCACGGAGCUAACGUUACGUUGUCCCUUUGAACGCAUCAGCUUUGUCAACAUGCACUUAAAAGUGUCCCCGCGCUGUUUAUUAUUUCAUUUUUCACCUGUUGGCUUCUUCGAAGGUGUUUAGGUAAAUUCAAAAAAGAAAAUAUGCAGCAUUUCAACGAGCCGAGCUAGCCAUAACUGACACUUUCUCCCCCCGCUAACCACAGCGAGUUGUUAGCUCGUGAAGCUAGCGAACAUGGCGAUUGUGUCCGGCUCCUGUGCCCGGGUGAACGGCUCCAGAAACGGACCCUCUGUGUCCGCGUCGCCCUCCGGGUCCGUGGGACAGUCGCAGCCCAUGAUCGCAGUGUGGGAAUGGCAGGACGACCUGGGAUUCUGGCGGCCGUACAGCGGCCAGGUGAGCGCCUACAUCGAGCGGUGUUUGUCACCGCGGGGCCCGAGAGGAGGAGGGGGACCCGGCUCCACGAGCAUCUGCCUCGGACAAUCUGACCCUAGCCUGUCGCCUUAUCUUAUUGACAUACCGAGCCUGAAGCAGUUUCGACAGGACACAGGAAAGACGCGGUCAGUGCGUCGGUCCCUGUUUGCCCAGUCCUCGGGCCUCGGCAGUGGCGUUUACUGGGAGUGGCUCAACGACGAAGGAGGAUGGACUCCGUAUGAGACUCGCACCUCGAUCCUUUUGGAGCACAGUUACCAGGCCCGGCAAGGCACCGCGGACCUGGGCCCGCACGGAUACAAUUACAUAGUGGACCUCACAUCUCUGACCCAAGUGAACAAAGCCACGGGCUUCAGGAGGCAGGUGCGGCGCCAGUGUAACCUCCCGUACCCGCUGGCCUCCAACGGCCCGCCGGCCAUCCCCUCGGGCCCCGCGUGCUCCUGCCAGCAGUGUCUGAGCCACAGCAGCACGGGACCGAUGCCGAGCCGCUCGCGACAUUCCUUUUCGUCUGGGAGUCUGAACAGGCCGAGCCUGCAGGGGACAGGGCGAGCUGCGGCCGCUCACCCCACCUCUGUCUACUCGCCGUACCCGAGGAGACCCCUCUCUGUCGGGGGGAUGUCUUGGGGCAGCCCCUGGCCUCCACCAGCGUCUGGAAGUCAACUGUCUGCUCCACUUCUGACCAGCUCUGCCAGCACGAACGGGUUAAGUGUUCCCUCCAUCUCUGUGCCGCUGAAUGGAUCCACAAGUGUCAGCUCUGCACUGGCAGGCAUGGCCUCCAUUUUGAUGUCAGCAGUGGGACUCGGCGUGCACUUCACCGCUGCCCCCCUCCCUCAGCAGCAGCAGCAGCAGCAGCAGCAGCCACAUCAUCAUCAUCAGCAGCAGCAGCCGCCUGCUCCUCUCUCUCUUCCUCCUCUCCUCCCCUCAGCCAGCAGACCCAGCAAACCCCACAGCAGCCACAGCAGCAGCAGCAGCAGCAGUUCAGUUAGGAGAACAAAGAGGCAGCACAGGAGAGCCUCGGCUCAGAGACCUGAGGAGGUGAUUCAGCGCUACAUGGAGGUGGUGACGGGCGUCUCUGAUGAGGACUGCAUUAUCUGCAUGGAUCAACUGUCCAAUCCAUCCGGCUACGAGGCGCCGUCCGCCACAGAGGACGGAGGCCAGAGCAUCCCGCCCGACGCCGUGGGGAAGUUCAUCAAAUGUGGACACACCCUGCACAUGCUCUGCAUGCUGGCCAUGUACAACAACGGCACAAAGGACGGCAGCCUGCAGUGUCCGUCGUGUAAGACAAUCUACGGAGAGAAGACGGGAACUCAGCCCAAGGGCAAGAUGGAGAUUUACAGCAUCGGGCAGUCGCUGCCCGGCCACCCGGACUGCGGCACCAUCCAGAUCAUCUACAGCAUCCCUCCUGGAAUACAGGGUCCAGAGCAUCCAAACCCAGGACAGCCGUUCACCUGUCGAGGUUUCCCACGCUUCUGUUUCCUCCCGGACAACGACAAAGGCAGGAAGGUGCUGGAGCUGCUGAAGGUGGCGUGGAUGCGUCGCCUCAUCUUCACCGUGGGAACGUCCAGCACCACAGGAGAGCCCGACACCGUGGUGUGGAACGGCAUCCACCACAAGACGGAGAUGAUGUCCAACCUGUCGGGCCACGGCUACCCGGACCCCAACUACCUGGACAAUGUCCUCUCUGAGCUGGCGUCUCAGGGCGUGACGGAGGACUGCCUCCGGCCUGCAGGUGGCGCCUGCAGCAGUUAGAUCGCAGCGUCACCUCCGCGUUUCACCAUUGACUUAAACUUCUUCCUCGUGUUCUUCACCAUCAGCGUCUGCUCAGAUCUUCACCGACUGCGACGGCGCGUUUGAGGAGGUUCUCGCGAGGAGGAGGAGGCGUCGCCACAUUCCGUCUCAUCACGCGCUCCAGGAACACGGACUCCAACCGGAGAUCGUGUUUCUUGUUUUUCCUUCUUUUCUAUUUUUUUUAAUCUCCCUCCAUUAACUCGUGGUCGUCUGGAUCCUCCGGACCUGUUGCCACGACGACAGCAGCUUUUUGUCCGAGGCUUAAAAAAAAAAAUCUCAUCAAGCACUUUAGUUGUGACGAUGCAUUUUAGCCGAGGUGUGUGGUUUUUCCCAGUAAAGUCCGUUUAAAGGGAUAGUUCAUGUUUUUGUUUGUAGUGUGGAGCGUGUCUACAUUACGCUCUAAGCACUUCCUGUGAGGAGAAACAGCUGAGGACAAGUGAAACAUGGCUCCCAAUAAGGACCAUAGAUAUAUAAAAUAUGUCGGCUUAAGUCUACGAUUUCUUUUUUUUUUGACCAGGGCACUGAAGUUUGUCUCCCCUGCACCAAAGCCCAUUGACAAAAUCAGCGAUUUAAGCUCACAGCCACGCAAUAGCUGCAAGGCUGCGCUCGUCUUCUUCACUUUGGUAAAUGUUAAAGGAAGCAUUUCAAACACAGAAGUCACAGAAUAACGCAUGUGGACAUCUUGAUGGGGGCAUCAGUGAGUCAACAUCUGCUGUCAUGCUGUGAUGUAAAAUCAAUUGAUUUUCUCUAUGGGCUUUGGUGUGGGAGAGAGAGUUGUUUACAGAACGUCAGUUUUCUGUCAAAAUAAAGCAGCAAAUAUAAUCUUCACUUAAGUCGAUGUUUAUUUUAUUAAGUGAGUGUUUUGUUAAGUGGUUAAAAUCUGUGAUGUUUUGUUUUGCUGUUCAUGUUUGUCGCUCCACAAGCUAAAAUUGCUGAUUUCUUCAAUGGGGUUUGGUGCGAGACUGUAUGCAACUUACAAACUUUGCCGUUUCACAGCAAAAUAAAAUAUCGCAGACUUUUCUUAAGUGGUUAAAAUGUGUUUCCUGAGGUUUUAGCCAUGAUUUCACUCCCUGUCCUGGGCUGGUUUUCAGCACAUCUAGAGUCACGUGUUUGUAAACUCACUGAUUUUUUGUUCCCACAGCCACAAAAAAAAAACAUGAAUUUUAAAAACUCAAAUUGGGAGGUUAUGCAAUUAAAUGUCUCUGCGGAAAAAAGAACAACAAAAAACACUGAAAUCUUAGUAGCAGUCACGAUAUAUUAGUGCAUUUGAUGAAAAGGGGCAACACUUUUACUGAUGUAAAUAAAAUACGUGAAUAAAUCCUAUUAUGUUAAAAAAAAAACAACAGGUCACAUGAAUCCAUAAAUGUCUGGUUGUAUAUUUUUUUCCCCAAUGUUUAACACGUUUUUUUCCUCUGCGUCUGUUUUUAUUCACAUCAAAUGUCACGUUUGUUGAGAAGGUUUUUGUUUCGUUUUGUUUUUUUAGCUCAGUUUGAACGACAGAAAAAGGACAAAAAAGGACAUUUUUCACAGUGUGACAAUCACGGUCGUGGAACUCCGUCUUGAUUAAACAAGACACGUGAAGCCACGGCGAGGAAAACGCUCUCUCAUCGACGACGAUGCAUCACUCUGCUCCACUGAGUCCUGACAUGUAUACGAGCAAAACUGGAAAAUAAACGUCUGCAAUAAAGAAAUAAACUUAAUUAAAUCUA